CAGCCAGCAAAUAAAGUAUCCUAUACUUAAUGCAGCCUCCACAGUUUGCAAAACAGCAUCAUUUUAUUUGAUACUCACGAUAAACCUGUGGGCUGGGGCAAAACAUUUGCAAAAGGGAAACCUAGGCUCAGAGAGAUAAGGUGACUUAAGCAGGUCACACAGCUAGUAGGUGGUGGAGCUGAGUUUUGAAUCCCAUUCUUGUGCUUUUCUGAAAAGAUUGCUUUACUUCUCACUUAUAUUUCAGACUUGUAAAAUAAAACACGUGGAAGUUGGAUAAUUGAUAACACAAAUACAAUAGUUGGUACACUAGAUAAUGUUUCGUGAGUGCCUGUAAGCCAGGGAUCGGGGAAAGGGCUACUAUGUUUGGAUGGCAUGAGUCCUGCCUCCAGGGAGCUUUGUUUGAAACAGGUAAAGAAAUAUACAAGCAACAUAUGUACAUUAUUUUAUAACAAAAUGGAUGUAUUAGUACUUGUGGAUGCUGAAUAAAUGAGAGUCCUUUAUAGAAGUCUUUAUUAAAGAAAGGGGUUUUGAAUCAGAUCCUGAAGGAAAUGUACAAAGACUAAGGGAAGGGCAUUCAAGCCAGGUGCAGAGGCAUGGCGGGAGAAAAGAGAGAUGUUAGAGAGUCAGCUUCAGUAUGGUGGACUAUUAAUAAACAGAAAAUAACCCUUGUUUAUCACUUAUUUAAAAUCUACUCUGCAUAAGACAUAGUGUACAGCUGCAGUUACACUGGUGUGCAAAAGGGAAAGGUCCUUGCUUUCAUAUUGCUUAGAUUUUGCUGGGAGAGACUAAAUAUUGAUUGUUGGUAAUAAAAUAAUCAAACAAGUAUUUCAGAUUAUGAUAAUUACUUUGAAGGAAAAGGACAAGAUUCUAUGAGACUGUAUAGUACAGCAACACAAAUUAGAAUACUAGAGUGAUAUUUGAGCUGGUACAUGAAAGAGGAGGAGUUAACCAGGCAGAUAGUUUUGGUACAGGAAGCAGGGAAGGGAGUGGUGAGGACAAAGGGUGGAGCAUGUGCAGAGGUCUGGCGGGCACUGGAGGAACUAGAAAAAGGCCUGUGUGCCGGCAUUGUAAGAGUGGAGGGGUGAGUGGUAGAAGAUGGGGCUGGGAAGGGGGAACAAACUUGAUCAUAUUUUGGUCUUUAUUCCAAGAGCCUUGGGAAACUGCUGAAGUAUUUCAAGCAGGAAUGACGUGAUCAAAUCUUUCUUCUAAAAGGAUCACUUUGGCUGCAAUGCGGAGAAUGUUUUGGAGUGGGGAGUGAUAAGGGUUUUGGAGCAACCCCUCAGGAAGUUACUGUAGUGGUCCAGGCUGGAGAUGGUGGUGGCUUGGUGCAGGGUGGUGGCAGUGGAGGUGGAGAGGAGUGGGCGGUUUCCAUAGAGAUUUAGGAGAUGGAAUGUACAGGACUUGGUGACAUAUUAGAUAAUGGAGAAGCAAAUGGCAAGGAUGGUUACCUUGGCUACCAAGAUAAAGAACCUUGAAAAGGGAAGAAGAUGAAAUCGGCUUCCGAUAUCAGGCAGGCAGCUGGGUCUGUGGGUCAGAGGCUUAAGGAUGGCUGCAGCUCCUCCAAGUUACUGUUUUGUUGCCUUCCCUCCACGUGCUAAGGAUGGUCUGGUGGUAUUUGGGAAAAAUUCAGCCCGGCCCAGAGAUGAAGUGCAAGAGGUUGUGUAUUUCUCGGCUGCUGAUCAUGAACCGGAGAGCAAGGUUGAGUGCACUUACAUUUCAAUCGACCAAGUUCCGAGGACCCAUGCCAUAAUGAUAAGCAGACCCGCCUGGCUCUGGGGGGCAGAAAUGGGAGCCAAUGAACAUGGAGUGUGCAUAGCCAAUGAAGCCAUCAACACCAGAGAGCCAGCUGCCGAGAUAGAAGCCUUGCUGGGGAUGGAUCUGGUCAGGCUUGGUUUAGAAAGAGGGGAAACAGCUAAAGAAGCCUUAGAUGUCAUUGUCUCCUUGUUGGAAGAACAUGGACAAGGUGGGAAUUACUAUGAAGAUGCAAACUCCUGCCACAGCUUCCAAAGUGCAUAUCUGAUUGUGGAUCGUGAUGAAGCCUGGGUGCUCGAGACCAUAGGGAAGUACUGGGCUGCUGAGAAAGUCACAGAGGGAGUGAGGUGCGUUUGCAAUCGGCUUUCGCUCACCACUAAGAUGGAUGCAGAGCAUCCGGAACUCAGGAGUUAUGCUCAGAGCCAAGGUUGGUGGACGGGAGAGGGCGAGUUCAAUUUUUCCGAAGUCUUUUCUCCAGCUGAGGAUCGUCUAGACUGCGGUGCUGGCAAAGACAGCUUAGAAAAACAAGAAGAAAGCAUCACGGUGCAGACUAUGAUGAACACCUUACGGGACAAAGCCAGCGGAGUGUGCAUAGAUUCUGAGUCUUUCCUCACCACAGCCAGUGGAGUGUCUGUCCUGCCGCAGAACAGAAGCUCUCCGUGCAUUCACUACUUCACUGGGACCCCUGAUCCUUCCAGGUCCAUAUUCAAGCCUUUCAUCUUUGUUGACGACGUAAAACUUGUCCCCAAAACACAGUCUCCCUGUUUUGGGGAUGACGACCCUGCCAAAAAGGAGCCUCGGUUCCAGGAGAAACUAGACCGCCGGCAUGAGCUGUACAAAGCCCACGAGUGGGCACGUGCCGUCAUCGAAAGUGACCAGGAGCAAGGUCGCAAGCUGAGGAGCACCAUGCUGGAGCUGGAGAAGCAAGGCCUGGAAGCCAUGGAAGAAAUCCUGACCAGCUCCGAGCCCCUGGACCCUGCGGAAGUGGGGGACCUUUUCUAUGACUGUGUUGACACGGAGAUUAAGUUCUUUAAGUGAAGUAAGCAUUCCCCUUCCCCUUCUUAUUUAAGACUUCCCACCUUACUAAAUUACCAGCAAAACAAACCACUCUCCUGUUUGAGUAAAAUGAGAAAGUUAAGAUGUGGCCUCCUUUUCUGAAGCCAGAUCAAACUGUUACCUUGUGUUCCGCCUUGAAUCUCACAGCGUCCCCUUCUGCAAUGUAGGUCUCCUUCCUGUGCAGUGUAACAUGUAUCCCGUUGCCUGUUGUUCGGUUGUGUGACUAAUUGUGGAUUUUAAGCUGCUAUUAUUGUAUUUCAGUGGCAAUGGACACAUUAGCCUUUUAUAAGAGGACUAGAGUUCAUCAAGCCUUGAAAGGCAGGCUCCACAGUGCCAAGAUGGCGGGAACAGCAAAUUCUUUUGAAGUCUUAGUCUUUCCCUCAGUAGCGGUUUCUUUCAGGUUAACAAGAGGCAUUUGUGCACACACACAGGGCUUUUGUGUGUGUUGUCAAGGGGAACCUCCCUGGCCUCCCGUGAGUGCAUGCCUGUAGUGCACAGUGUCUCUACAGGUGUCUUCUGAGGGACAGAACCAAUGGGAAGGAAGAAAGGGACCCCUCUCCAGUCCUGGCUCCUUCCUACAUCCUGGGCUCCCGAAGAAGCUCUCUUCCCAUUUUCUGUGCACUCUGCUUAUGUGUGGUGGACUGCAGAGCUGCUUCUGCUUACAGAAGAGCUGAUAAUUUGUUAGCUGGAACCUAUUCACUUCCAAGAUUCAGACAUAGCCAUACUGGUGGCCUUCUGAAUCACUGCAUGGAUGUCCCAGGAGGCAGCUCUCCCUACACAGCAGCACAGCCACCACUGGAUUCCUUGUGUAGAAAUGAUCCCCAGUCUAGUUACCAACAGCUAGUCUAGGAGUAAUUGAAUGGCCCUAUGGCACAGUUCCACCCACAGAGUGGUGAAUCUCUCAGCCAACGAGGGAAAGAAAAGGAGGAACUCUUGACUAUUUAGAUUCUAGUUAAAUAGCUGGAAUCCUAGCAGUCACUACAUUAUCUCAGCAGAGAGACUUUAAUUAAACUGAUUUGUUUCCAAUGUCGGGUUCACUUAAAGGAUUUGACUUACCACCAGAGCAUAGACAAGCAUGCAAGGAAGACCAGAUGGACUUAGCAUUGGGAAGACAGAGGGCAAGGAGGCAACAGAUGGAUAUAGAAGCAUUUCUCUGCAGGAUACCAGUUCAGGCCCCACCCUUCCUGCCAAGCCCAUUACAUCCCACAAACCCAAAUACAAAGCAGCUGACCUCCCCGGAUCUUCCCCCCACUCCUCACACCCCACAUGUCCCAGGAGCUGCCUUCAUUCAGACGGGCAGCUGCACUAGGCAUGGGGUGGUGGUGGGGAGCUUACCGCCACCUAUUCAAACUCCCAGCCACUCCCGAAAUGGGCAGAGAUGAUGAACAGAAGUGUAUGUAAAUGCAGUAGCUAGUGGGAGAGCACCAGGUGGGCGUAAUCCUGCCUCGUCAUUCUUGGCGGGAAUCUGCAAAUGGAAACAUUGUAUCAGCAAUCUGGGAAGUGACAGGGUUAAUAACUCCUUCCCAGAAGCUGUAUCAUGAGAUUUUGAGGGGACCCAGCCCCGUUACAUGGAUGUGAACAGUGAGGAUCAGAGGUUUCAUCAGAACACAUUCGUUUUUUCUACCAACUCUCCAAGAGCAUGAGUAUAGGAGUGCCAUGAGCUUUUUGCUCAGCAGUUUUGUAAACUCCGUAUAUAAAAUCAGUAACCACACAUUGUGGGUGAUGGGAAGACGAUUUCAGCUGACAGAGUUAAUGGCAACCAAUAAUGGUGGCCUGUAGCUGCUAAGGGCUUCACGCAGGUUGGCCUGGGCUUUCACUGUUGGUGAAUUUAGAGUGUCCUUUUAGGUGGGGCGGCAUUUGACAUGGUGGGGGAAGUGAGGUUCGAGGAUGACGUAGGUACGUCUUCCCUCCCAAGUCCAUGUUCCAAGUGGCUAUGUAAAGCAAGAUGAUGCAGAAAGCUGCUCUAAAAUUUCACUGCGUGAUUUCAUCUUCGCCUACUAUGAAAUGUCUCAUCAGACCUGACAUGUCUGAGAUAACCAAGGUGAUUCAGGAUUUGAUCAAAAGAAGUCUAGUAAGAAUUAAUUACACAAAAGCCUCCUUUCAUUUCUAUGGGCCAAACAAAGGCCAUGGAUAACCCUACCUGCUUUAUGUCAUUACCAGUUGGGAAACACAAUGGCUACUUCUGUUAGGGGACAUUGACCUUGGUCAAGCAUCUUAAAGAAGGCAACCCUAAUUGACAGCUGUCUUGGCUAAUACUCUACACCACAAUUGUGAUGUCCUAGUCUUACCACUAGAGGGCAUGGCACAGCCUGGCAGAAGUUAAAAGGGGUGUGGCAGCUCCCAUCAGGUCUGGAGGUGGUCUAUAAGGGCAGUGGACAGUUGUGCAUUGGGAUGGGUGGAGAAGGACAAGAAGAGAGCAGAGAAUCUGCUGAUGUGGCUGCGCUUACUUUUAGUGACUUUAUGUGCUUAUAUUAACACCUGGAAAUAGGUUGUUGGGUUUUGAGCAGGCUGUUACAGUGAGGAAUGUUCAUUUUUAAAUGUUCCUAACAGAUUUUGCUUUGGAAAAAUGCUUGUUACAUGAAUAAUGUGUGGACCAGGGAUUGCUUUUCUGAAGGCAGUAUGGGGAAUAUGAAUAUUCAAGAUGAAAUACAAAAAUUAUGUUUAAGGGUCACAGUGUAUAAGUAGCUUCCUAGGAGACCCUUUGUGUGUCUUUUCAGACUGGGGUGGGGGCUGAGCAUGCUUGUGCAGAAAGAAGCCAAGGCCAAAUCUCUCCCCCACUCCCUUGCCCCAUAACCAAACAUAAGCUAGCUAGUUUUGUCUAAUAGAUGGGAUUUACUAUAGGUGAAGAUAGCCCUCAUAUUCAAGGACAGAAGCUCUGGCAGGAGUAAAUUAGGAAAGCAGAAAUAGUACCCCUUCAUUCUUGGAGGUGCUUUGAAACUUUAGGUAGAAUAAAGAUAUCAAAAUUAUGGAGAAUCCUUAGUGCUCAAUAACAUACGACAUGGUGUUAUUAGAACGAGUCUUUCUUAUAAACUAACAGAGCAGGUAUUUGCCCAUUAGAUCUUAGCUGUGGGGUUCCUUUACUAUUGGGUGAAUCAUUAGGUAUAAAAAAUAAUCAUCAACCAGGCAAAUUACUUUGCUUCCUAGCUGAUGUCAUCCCACGUUGGUACAGGUGUUAUACAGCUCUCACUGGUUCAGCAGGGAAGGUGGGUGGGACCAGUGUGUCUGUCAUGAAACCACUAACUGCAUUCCUGACUGAAGAGCCAUCUGUCGUUUAUUGGGGAAGGUCUUCAGUUGAGCUCUCAGCCUUAGGAAGGAAGCACGUGGAGGAGGGAGGGAGGAGGUCCCCUUGCUGGGCACGCUCCAUGGAGGGCCAGGAGCGGCAGGUUAUGUGCAUAUGCUGUUGCAGCACAAGCUUAUGCUUCCCGUAGCCGUGGCUUUUCAUUCUGCACAGUCCCAGGUCCCAGCUCCCCUCUUAUGGUUUCUGUCAUAAUGUGCUUUAUCUGAUUGACUCCAAACAUCCCGAAAUGUCACCUGCAGAUUUCUUGUGGGAACCAAUAUGUACAUGUUUGCAAUUAUGUUGUGAGAAUCUAAAUGUGUUAGAUGGAAAAUGCUAUUGGCAGGGAAUAAUAAUAAUAAAAAAAAGAAAAUCAUUCUGUUUCCUGCAGUGGGAACUGGCCAUGUAGUCUUAACAGUCUUUUGUACAAAUAUCUACAAAGCAGAUAAUAUCCCUAUCCAGUGCUUGCCCUUGGAAUUGUCUCUAAAUGCAUCAAGCAUACAAUAAAAAAGAAACUGAAAUUAACA
Molecule: messenger RNA, 6609 nt
Organism: Nomascus leucogenys (northern white-cheeked gibbon)
Lineage: Eukaryota; Metazoa; Chordata; Mammalia; Primates; Hylobatidae
Gene: SCRN1
Product: secernin 1
Exons: 8
Coding region: 1546-2790 (414 amino acids)
Biological process (GO): proteolysis
Molecular function (GO): dipeptidase activity; cysteine-type exopeptidase activity
Source: RefSeq, a predicted model, not a curated record